Messenger RNA from Saccostrea echinata, 2767 nucleotides. RefSeq lists its product as uncharacterized. Lineage: Eukaryota; Metazoa; Mollusca; Bivalvia; Ostreida; Ostreidae. Gene Ontology annotation, molecular function: chitin binding; oxidoreductase activity. The record is from RefSeq and is a predicted model, not a curated record. The coding region runs from base 12 to 2648 and encodes 878 amino acids. The transcript is spliced from 5 exons.
AGAGGACGGUUAUGGCAACCUUAAGCGACAGAAUGAAGAAAUGGAAGGUACAACUUCUGUUAUCUGCUAUUUUCGCUUUGGUUUCCGUAGCCAAUGGAAUGAUUCAUAAUAUGGCAAUUCCACAAGGACUAGACGAAUGCUUUACUAGAUAUGCACAAAAGACCAGCAUCCGACAUACUGUUGGUCAGUCUAUCAACUGGAUCUGUGUACACCAGUAUAUGUGGCAACAAAAUGGAAUGCAUAAAUGGCUAAAUUAUAACGUCACGUCUAAUACAAAUAUGUGGUAUAGCCGUCUGCUGGUGUUCCCAAAUCGGAGAACACUAACAAAUUCUAGAGCGACAAAAGUGAGGAAGGAAAUUCGAAUGUUGUCAGACAUGGAGAGACAAAAAUUUCUGAAGGCAAUUCAAAUGUUGAAAGCAGAUAAGAGCAUAUAUCCAAAUAAAUAUGACGCACUGGCUGCUUUACAUCAAGGCAUAACGGAAACAGCUGCCCAUGGAGGACCCAACUUUCUGGGAUGGCAUAGAGUUUUCUUGAUCAUGUUUGAGAAUGCGAUGCGAGAAAAGAUCCCAGAUGCGACACUACCAUACUGGGAUUCAACUCUUGAUGAUCCAAUGGCAAAUCCUGUUGCAUCAGUAAUUUGGAGUGGACGUUUCCUUGGUAAUGGAAAUGGACUUGUAAGCACUGGUCCAUUUGCUGAUUGGUCAACCCCUGUAGGUCCUUUAAUUCGAAACUUAGCUAAUACAGGACAGUUAUUCAACAGGCGAGUCAUUCAAAACAUUCUGACAAGGAAAAGAAUAGGUGAAAUAACCGAGCCUCAUGCUUACACUCAGUUCAACCUUGAAUUUCAUCAUGGAGAGGUACAUAUGUGGGUAGACGGACAAAUGGGAGAGCUGACCACCGCUGCCAUGGAUCCUGUGUUCUUCCUUCAUCACGCUUAUAUCGAUUACAUUUGGGAGAAGUUUAGGGCACAGCAGAGAAGAAACGGUAUCGACCCUACCCGUGACUACCCUUCUGUAGUUAACCAUACUUUACAUUUACCGACGGCCAUGUUGGGACUUGGUACUUUUAGAAACAUUGACAGUUUUAGUGAAUACAUCGUGAAUGGAAUAUAUAGAUAUGACGAAUCUCCGUCAUGUUCAGCAUUUAAUCGUAACUGUGGUUCUCCAUAUCUUCAGUGUAUUAAUAAACAAAAUGAGUGGAUAUGUGUAUCUGUUGAUCAAGCCCAUAUGCCUCCUCUACAACAUCAUGCAAUAUUUGCUAAUAAUAUGCAAAUGCAACAACAACAACACCAACAACAAAGGACUUUCCAACAACAGUUGGUAGAGUUAAGUAGAUUAAGAAUUCCAAAUAUGAAUAUUAACAUACAUACAGUUGGACCUAACACAAUGCCAAAUGCACAUCCAGCAGUGGUUUCUCAUCUGGGUCGUAACAUUCUAAUGUCUGUUCGAAGAGAUAGAGCCAAGCCAAUGGGAUUCGAAGUUUUUCAGAUGCCAUCUCAGUCUCGACCACAACAUGCAAAUUUCCAGCACAUGAAUGCAAAUAUUCCUAGAAUACGUGGUACAGGGUCAGAUGUGAACAGAAUGAUACAAGGAAUGAGCCAGAAUAGAAUUCAAAAUUCCAUGCCAGCACCAUCUCCUUCUCCAGUUACAUCUUCUCAAGAAACCUGUCCAGUAAUUCCUGUGAACCGACCUUAUCAAAAUACAUUUAAUAUAAACGGUAUUAGCGACAUGAGGCAGUGGGUCUACCUACCAGUAGAUGUAGUUUACAAGCGUCCCCCAGAUUACGAAAGAUACAACGCUUUCCCUGUAAUUAGUGGACGACCAUUAACAAAGACAGACAUUUAUGAACCAGAGGCAUAUGCUACUUUGAGAACACCCCUCAACACUGGUCGUCCAGCUUCCUAUGCAUCUUGUAACACUGGCCAGUUUGGAGCUGGUGCAGUUUUUAUUCAGUCUAAUGGUAUUAACUAUGUUGGAAAUUAUAAAGAAUAUGCAAUUGUUGAUCACCGUCUAGCCAUUUCUAGUUCAACGGCAUUUGUUGCCAUUAAAAAUCCAGGCUAUGGAGCCACAGAUGUGAUGCUUUCUGCUUACGAUUCCUGUGGUAGAAUUUGUCGGCCAUAUUGUAAAAUCCCCACAUCCCAAACCGGCGAAUCACAACCUUGUUCUGGAUUGUUGCGCGUCACUUCUACGUACCCAAAACUCUAUGCAAAUGACUAUGGAGAAGCUGUUUACAAAACCUGGAGUCUUGGUAAAAGCUGUCCCAGAAAGGACAGUAGACAGGUAUACAUGACCUUCUACUGCGAUUAUGAGGAGGACUGGCCGAUGCCUGGUGUGGUUCCUGUCGUUGUACCGACCCCUCCACCUAUACCUAUUCUUCUGAUACCAAGAGCAGUAAAUACACAGCCACCUUCUGGUGACGCAACUUGUGAUAUAGGUGAUGGUUGCAUUUUACCUGGAGAAUGCGGUUUCUGUUUUGUUGGAACUGUUCAAAAAUGUCAAAAUAGCUGUGACCAGUAUGCAGUAUGUGUUUAUGGACAAUACGUGGCGGACAGAUGUAAGGCGGGAACAAUGUAUGACGUCACUACACACCGGUGUAUUCCUGGGUCGUGUUCAGAGGAAAUAGAGCCCACGGCAGCUAGCGCUGAUUAAAAUGCUUGUCACCCCCAAGGUGUUUUAAUUAAUACACCUAGGUUAGGUCAAACGUUAUAAUGUUGCCCAUUAUACAUGCAAACUCUUGUGCAUUCAAAAAUACAUUGUUCUGUUUGGAA